Molecule: messenger RNA, 837 nt
Organism: Saccharomycopsis crataegensis
Lineage: Eukaryota; Fungi; Ascomycota; Saccharomycetes; Ascoideales; Saccharomycopsidaceae
Exons: 1
Coding region: 1-837 (278 amino acids)
Source: RefSeq, a predicted model, not a curated record
AUGAGUUACUUAAAACUCUCUAAAUCUAGUGAAAGGGAAGAUCUUUCACGUUUCUUACAGAAGUAUAAUACUAUCCAGUUUGGAUUUUACGAGAAACCUCUGGGAUUUGAACAAAAGCCACAAUCAGUCACCAUCUCUGAUCUCAAUAGGAUAAUCAAUAGACUUGAAUUGCAAAAUAUUAAUAUGUCUCAAAUUCAAAACGCUUCAAAAUCAUUCAUCUCUCAAAAUUUCAGCUUAACUACUUCUCAAGAAAUUGAAAAUCAAAAUGUAUCUGGAGAGCAACCAUCAACAAACUCUUCAGAGUUGAUUAAAAUUACUCAAAGUAUGAUCAUUCACUAUCCUCCUUUUCCAGAAAAUACUCAUCAGCCAAAAAUUUCAAUUAGAGAUAAAUUAAUUAGAAGACAUCAAAUUUACGGUGACAAUUUUGAUGGAUUAGUUCAUUUCAUGGAAGAGAGAUUGAUCAGAUAUAGACCGCCAAAUUCCCAACAUAAUGUUGAUAAUGUACUUUCUGGAAAUCAUGUAUUCCAAAAAGAGUCUUCGAUAAAGGCUAUCAAAAAAAAGAGCGUCUCACAAGGAAGUUCAGAAUCAAGCUCUGUCUCGAAAUUGUGUUCACUAUUUGGAAAAAAGGGAAACGUCAACUGUGAAAAUAUAAGCAAGAAUACUAUUAAUAAAAUUGUGAAUGGACAGUAUAGUGAUAAUACCACAUAUCCUGAAGAAAUACAUAUUUCAGAAGAUUUCGAAGGGCUUUCAGCAGAGCAGGUGAGCAGAGAAUAUGCUGCAGAAGAAGAUACUGAAAGAACAGUUCAUCCACAUCAGCGCGUAUUACCAGGUAAGUAA